This is a messenger RNA of Poeciliopsis prolifica (blackstripe livebearer), 734 nucleotides long. Its product is annotated as transcription factor 7-like. The coding region runs from base 1 to 354 and encodes 117 amino acids. Gene Ontology annotation, molecular function: RNA polymerase II cis-regulatory region sequence-specific DNA binding; DNA-binding transcription factor activity, RNA polymerase II-specific. Gene Ontology annotation, cellular component: beta-catenin-TCF complex. NCBI's taxonomy places the organism in Eukaryota, Metazoa, Chordata, Actinopteri, Cyprinodontiformes, Poeciliidae. The transcript has 3 exons. The record is from RefSeq and is a predicted model, not a curated record. Gene Ontology annotation, biological process: regulation of transcription by RNA polymerase II; canonical Wnt signaling pathway.
AUGCUGCGUCAGGCCCUGGUUCUGGUGCAGGUCCGAUCUGCUGUGUUUGUCGGCAGGCCGUCGGUGAAGAAGCCGCUGAACGCCUUCAUGCUCUACAUGAAGGAGACGCGACAGCAGGUGCUGCAGGAAGGACAGGAGAAGGAGAGCGCCGCCAUAAACCGCAUCCUGGGACGCCGGUGGCACGCUCUGCCUCCAUCGGAGCAGUCCCGGUUCUACGACCUGGCCCAGAAGGAGCGGCUGCUGCACAUGCAGCUCCACCCCGGCUGGUCCGCCAAGGACAACUACGGAAAGAGGAAGAGGAAGCAGCUGGUGGGAAGCUCUUCCAGGUCAGAGGUCGUCUGCAGCCAGGUGUAGUUCAAUGAUGCAGAGUCAGACAGCAGCGGGUGUAAAGAUUUAUUGCCGAUCUGAAGCUGCACUGCAGUACAGUAAAAAUGAGACGUAAAUGUUUGGCAACGUUAAGAACUGAUUUGAUGAUUGAAACAUUUUUUAAUAAUAUUAGUCAGUUAUUUGUUUCAUCCUGAUAUCACAUCAGAUGAAUAUUGGUCACAGCUGCGAUAUCAAUAUUGAUUUGGAAAUGAAACACGUCUUCAUAAUAUCCUGUUUAAAUCCAUGGAAUCAAUUUAAAUGUUUUAUUUUUAUAAAUGAGGAUUUAAUUCAAUGUUUUCAGUUUAAUUCAUGGAAUCCAAAUAAAUCAUUUUCAUUCCCGACUGGAAUACAACCAACAACCUGACAGU